AUGGUUGCUAGUGUUAAGAGAACUAUCCGUGUUAAAACGAGUCAACACAUCCUUCCAGAUGUUCCUCCUGUUGAAAAUUUCCCUGUUCGUCAAUGGUCCAUAGAGAUUGUACUAUUAGAUGAAAAUGGAAAUGAAGUACCAGCAACAAUCUUUGAAAAGGUGAUAUACCAUUUACAUCCAACGUUUGCUAAUCCUAAUAGAACAGUAACCGAAAUUCCAUUUAGAAUUGAAGAACAAGGUUGGGGUGGAUUUCCUAUGGAUAUUAGUGUAUUUUUCUUAGAGAAAGCAGGUGAAAGAAAGGUUCCACAUGAUUUAAAUUUCCUCAAUGACUCCUACGAAACAGAUCAUGUUGUGCAAGUUCCUUUAAAUAAACCAUUAUUGCUUGCUGAACUAGAGAAAAGUGGUAGUGUUGAAGAAAACCCAUCUACAAGUGCAAAGAGAAAAACCUCUGUUACAGGUGCCGCUGAACCUAAACCCAAAAAGGCUAAGACAGCAACAGUAUCCACAAUGAGAGGUAAUGUCGAUCUCGAGAAACUUGCUCUUGGAUUAACAAAAUUGAAUGAAGAUGAUUUAGUUGGUGUAGUUCAAAUGAUAAGUGAUAAUAAUACACCGGAAAUGAAUGUAACAAAUAAUGCUGAUGAAGGUGAAUUUAUUGUAGAUUUGUAUAGUUUACCCGAUGGUUUACUAAAGAGUUUAUCAGAUUAUGUAAAAAAAAAUACUGUAUAA
This is a messenger RNA of Maudiozyma saulgeensis, 726 nucleotides long. Lineage: Eukaryota; Fungi; Ascomycota; Saccharomycetes; Saccharomycetales; Saccharomycetaceae. The record is from the annotation of a GenBank genome assembly.